Panicum hallii is the source of this 1044-nucleotide messenger RNA. Its product is annotated as BTB/POZ and MATH domain-containing protein 2-like. The record is from RefSeq and is a predicted model, not a curated record. Gene Ontology annotation, molecular function: protein binding. Gene Ontology annotation, biological process: protein ubiquitination. NCBI's taxonomy places the organism in Eukaryota, Viridiplantae, Streptophyta, Magnoliopsida, Poales, Poaceae. The transcript has a single exon. The coding region runs from base 1 to 1044 and encodes 347 amino acids.
AUGCCGGCGUUCACCGGUGUAUCUUUCGUUGGAGACGCACCUGCCUCGGCUGCCAUCCACGUCGCAGUGAGCGGGUGCCACCUGCUUGUGGCAAACGGCUACUCACGUAUCAAGGACACCCCCAAUGGCAAGUGCCUACGGUCUCAGGGUUUCAAGAUCGGAGGCCAUCGCUGGUUUAUUGAGUACUGCCCUAAUGGCUAUGAACCAGAGAAUGCCAGCGACUACAUGACUUUUUAUCUCGUCCUUGAUGAAGGCAGUACCGUCGAGCCUGUCCACGCACACUAUGUAUUUAGCUUCUUUGGUCAGGCUGAGAGGCAAGAGCCAUCAUCGUCAUUGCUCAUCGGUGCAAGGGGAGCUCACAAGUUCUUCUGUAAUGAUGCAAUUAGUUAUGGCUGUUGCAUGAGAAGGCAAGACUUGGAGAAAUCAAUACAUCUCAAGAACGACGGUUUCACUAUAAGGUGUGACAUCGCCAUCGUCACGGAUUUCAACCUCGGGGACGCCGGUGCCGCCAUGCGGUUUGUUGUGGUGCCUCCAGCUGAUAUUCAAAAUCACCUCUAUAAUCUCCUCCUGUCACAAGAGGGCGCCGAUGUGACAUUUCAGGUCGGCGACGAGAAGUUUGCCGCGCACCGGUGUGUGCUCGCAGCCCGUUCUGCUGUCUUCAAGGCUGAGCUCUUUGGCCCCAUGAAGGAGGGAACAACAGACACCGUCGCCAUCGAUGACAGCCCGUUCAGGCUGUUGCUUGUUUUCAUAUACUGUGAUUCAAUACCUGAGUUUGAAGAGGAGGAAGAAGAAUUUAUGUUGCAGCACCUGCUUGUGGCAGCAGAUAAAUAUGAUGUCCCGAGGCUCAGACUGAUGUGUGGGCAAAAGUUGUGCCGGUGCAUCAACACCGACACAGUGCCAACUAUCCUUGAGCUUGCUGAGCAACAUCAUUGCCAGGGGCUGAAGGAUGCAUGCUUGGAUUUCCUUAGCUCCCUAGCAAAUCUGCAGGAAGUAACGGCGGCUGGUGGCUUGGACAAUCUGACUAGCAGCAGCCCCUCAGACUGA